UUCAGGCAAAAUGUUGAAGAACAUGAUGUUGGUAGGAACCCUCUGCUGUAUCCUGGGAAGUGCUCAAGCAGCCGACUUUGACAAUACUGAACUAGGAAGACAGUUUUCAUCGUUUUCUUUGAACAGUACAACCCUCACCAAUAUAGCAGCUGGUGCUCUUGUUGCUCUGCUUCUUGUUAUACUUGCACUGGUCAAGUUCCGUGACUACAGGCCAACAGUUGGUGGUAAAGGGCAAACGUACAGUAAGAAUGGAGGAGAAGAGGUGUUUGAUGAAUAUAAGCAGAGAAGCGGAAAUAUUGACGAUUUCACCAACCAGCUGUACCUUUUGGCUGAAGCUUUUACAAAAUACGGCGUAACUGAGACUGGAUGCCAGCUGUACGCUACAUGUACCGCCAGCUAUACCAAAAAUGACAGCCUCUCAAAAAUCAUCACUGAGAUUAUGAGCACCCUUGUAUCCCAGGAUACUGAGGGACUUUUCAAGGAUGACCCUUAUAUGAGGGAUUUGAUGAAGUCUUUCAAGACUGGAUAUUUCGGCUCAGACUGUGAAAAGUACAAAGAUCAGUGUAACAAACCUAAAUCCUAUUAAUCUUAUAAUAAAUCAAUCAAUCAUCAUUUAGAAAUUCAGUCAAAUUUUGAUGUAAACAUUCAGUGA
This is a messenger RNA of Eurytemora carolleeae, 652 nucleotides long. RefSeq lists its product as uncharacterized. The coding region runs from base 11 to 586 and encodes 191 amino acids. The transcript is spliced from 8 exons. The record is from RefSeq and is a predicted model, not a curated record. NCBI's taxonomy places the organism in Eukaryota, Metazoa, Arthropoda, Copepoda, Calanoida, Temoridae.